Messenger RNA from Stegastes partitus (bicolor damselfish), 4224 nucleotides. It is a transcript of the gene abtb3b, whose product is annotated as BTB (POZ) domain containing 11b. Lineage: Eukaryota; Metazoa; Chordata; Actinopteri; Pomacentridae. Bases 74 to 3115 code for a protein of 1013 amino acids. The transcript has 17 exons. The record is from RefSeq and is a predicted model, not a curated record. Gene Ontology annotation, cellular component: nucleosome. Gene Ontology annotation, molecular function: DNA binding; structural constituent of chromatin; protein heterodimerization activity.
UAACCAGACUCCACCGUCUUCAGUAUUUUCCUCCACUUUCUCCCAGCCCUCUUUUGCAGUAUGAAGUGCAGUUAUGGCAAGGAGUAGCAAGUCAGCAGCGAGGACCCUGGAGGAUUUGACGCUAGACUCGGGUUAUGGUGGAGCCGCCGACUCCUUCAGGUCUUCCAGCGCGUCGCUGUGCUGCUCAGAGGCACAUGGGGGGAAUUACUGGCAUCUAACCGACUCGAUGCACAGUCGACACAACAGUCUGGACACUGUUAACACGGUCCUGGUCGAAGACGCCGAGAUCCUGGAGUGCACCGGGCAGUGCGCUAAACUACCCGAGCUUGAGGAUGUGCCGUGGAGCCUCGGGGAAGUGGCGAGCGCGCUGAGCAAGGACGAGGAGAUGAGCCUGCCGACCCCCCCGCAGGACGUCCUGCUCCGGCUCUCGGUGCUGGUCAGCCGGGCCCUGGUCAGGGUCGCCAAGGAGGCGCAGCGCCUGAGUUUGCGCUACGCCAAAUGCACCAAAUACGAGAUCCAAAGUGCCAUCAAGAUCGUCCUGUCGUGGACCGUGUCGAUGAACUGCAUCGGCGCGGCCCUCAGUGCCUUGUCCCUGUACAACAUGAGCACGGAGGAGGACAAGUUCAGCCGCGGCAAGUCGGCGCGCUGCGGACUCAUCUUCAACGUGGGGAAGUUCUUCAGGUGGAUGGUCGACAGCAGGGUGGCGGUCCGGAUCCACGAGCACGCCGCCAUCUACCUGGCCGCGUGCAUGGAGAGCCUGUUCCGCGAGGUGUACGAGCGGGUGCUGCGCAGUGCGCUGCUGGAGAGGGACAACGGGAUCCCCAAGUUCACCGUGGAGACCCUGGAGCAGGCCGUGAACGGCGACGCGGAGAUAUGGGGCUCUCUGCAGGUCUGGCAGCACCUGAUCUGCGGGAAGAACGCGGGCGGUGUGCUCAGCCUACCUGAGGGUGUGACGCUUCACAGAGACCAGCAGCAGCAGCAGCGAGCGGCGAAGAGCGGCGAGGGAAACUCCUACAGCCAGACUGAGCUGCGCUCCGUCGAGCAGUGCCUCCUGGCCACCAGAGUGGGCAGCAUCUCUGAACUCAGUGAUCUGGUGUCCCGGGCCAUGCACCACCUACAGCCGCUCUACACCAAGAACCACAGCAACGGGACGCCCAUCCACCAGAAGAGCGGCGUGAUUCACUGGGCGCCCGAGGCCAUCUACACGCUGUGCUACUUCAUGCACUGCCCCCAGAUGGAGUGGGAGAACCCCAACGUGGAGCCCUCCAAGGUCACCUUACAAACAGAGAGGCCGUUUCUGGUGCUGCCGCCGCUCAUGGAGUGGGUGCGUGUGGCCGUGGUUCACACCGAACACAGGCGCAGCUUCUCCGUGGACAGCGACGACGUCCGGCAGGCCGCCAGGCUGCUGCUGCCCGGAGUGGACUGUGAGCCACGCCAGCUCCGAACAGAUGACUGCUUCUGUGCCUCGAGGAAACUGGACGCUGCCUCUACUGAGGCAAAGUUCCUGCAGGACCUGGGCUUCCGGAUGCUCAGCUGUGGACGCACCGACCUGGUGAAGCAGGCUGUCAACCUGCUGGGGCCGGACGGCAUCAACAGCAUGAGCGAGCAGGGGAUGACCCCGCUGAUGUACGCCUGCGUCCGUGGAGACGAGGCCAUGGUGCAGAUGCUGCUGGAUGCAGGAGCAGAUAUCAACAGCGAGGUGCCAAACUCAGUGCACAAGCACCCCUCAGUCUUUCCCGAAACGCGGCAGGCGACGCCCCUCACUUUCGCUGUGUUACACGGACAUGUGCCUGUGGUGCAGCUGCUGCUGGAUGCCAAAGCCAACGUGGAGGGUUCCCUGCAGGACGGGAUGGAGAACUACACCGAGACGCCGCUGCAGCUGGCUGCUGCUGCAGGUAACUUUGAGCUGGUGACUCUGCUGCUGGAGCGCGGCGCCGACCCCAUGGUGGGAACCAUGUACCGUAAUGGCAUUUCCACCGCGCCACAGGGAGACAUGAACUCCUACAGCCUGGCAGCGGCCCACGGACACAGAAACGUGUUCCGGAAGCUGCUGUCCCAUACGGAGAAAGGAAAAGGGGACGUCUUGUCCUUGGAGGAGAUUCUGGCAGAAGGUUCGGAGCUGGAAGGUAGAAGUCCGUCUCAGAUGGACCUGAUCCGAACCGGAAAGGCCAAACUCAAAGCCUUGAAAGAAGCCAUGUACCACAGUGCAGAGCACGGCCACGUAGACAUCACCAUCGACAUCCGGAGCCUCGGGGUCCCGUGGACUUUACACACUUGGCUGGAGUCUCUGCGCACGUGUUUCCAUCAGCACCGCCGGCCGCUGAUCCAGGGUCUGCUGAAAGAGUUCAGCUGCAUUGAGGAGGAGGAGUACACCGAGGAGCUCAUCACGCACGGCCUGCCUCUCAUGUUCCAGAUCCUCAGAGCCAGCAAGAACGAAGUCAUCAGUCAGCAGCUGUCUGCCAUCUUCACCCAGUGCUACGGGCCGUACCCCAUCCCCAAACUGGUCGAGAUCAAGAAGAAGCAGUCGUCACGCCUCGAUCCUCACUUCCUGAACAAUAAAGAGAUGUCUGACGUGACCUUCUUGGUGGAGGGGAAGCCGUUCUACGCCCACAAAGUCCUGCUGUUCACAGCCUCCAACAGGUUCAAAUCUCUGCUCGCAAACAGACCUUGUGGUGAAAACACGUGCAUUGAAAUCAGCAAUGUCAAAUAUCACAUUUUUCAGCUGGUGAUGCAGUAUUUGUACUGUGGAGGGACGGAUGCUCUGCACAUCAGGAACCCUGACAUUAUGGAGCUUCUAUCAGCAGCCAAGUUCUUCCAGCUGGAAGCGCUGCAGAGACACUGUGAGAUCAUCUGCUCCAAGAACAUCAACACGGAAACCUGUGUUGAGAUCUACAACCACACCAAGUUCCUCGAUGCUCCGGACCUUGCGUCCUACAUAGAGGGCUACUUCCUGAAGAACAUGGUCAUCCUGAUCGAGCUGGAGCCGUUCAAACAGCUGCUGUACGACGCGCCUCCGGACAGCCCCGGCUGUGACAUCCUGCAGGACCUGGAGAAAACCCUGGCCAUGCGCAUCCAGUCCAUCCACCUGUCCUCCUCCAAGGGAUCCAUCGUCUGAACUCCGGACCGUUCUGAACCCGAGGACGUUUCUCGGAGAGGACGAUCAGAGACACGACACUGUACCGAUCCGAGUCACUGAUCACGCCGAGUUCAAACGGGACUGUCCGGUUCUGUCUCUGUGAAGCUCAUCGGUUGCAAACACGCUUCUUGUUAUCUUAGCACAGAUGGUUCCGAGUCUGUCUGUCUGCCUUGUUGAUAUGUGUCUACUAACAUGACUGUCAUGAGAUCGCUGUAUUACGCCACAGUUUGCCAAUAACAUAUAUUACUGUAACAGACAUCCCUUGUUCAGCUCAGUGGGACACGCUGUGGAGCUGAACGGACCGGGUCGGACUACAGGAGCUCAGAGGAGGAGUUUCAACCAAUCAGUUAGCGACCUCAGCAUAAUGUGAUAAGCCAUGGGUGUGUCCCUGGAUGUGAGGAGGAACCGCCGCCUCAUGUUGUGAUUUCUUUGCUUGAACAUCUGGACCUGUACAGAGAAGCCAUUUGUAUAUGUGUCAGUCCCGUAGAUCCGUGCUGAGUAGAAGCCAAACGAGACAAACAAGUGACGAGAAACUGUGCUGUGACUGAAGCUGGUGGGGAGAGAGGACUUCCUCCACUACUGUGUAAAUACUGUUCAUAAACCAACAGAGCUAUUGAUCAUGUAAGUUAAUGUAUAUAUCCACGGAUGUUUUCUCAUGUGUCUUACUGUUGGACAUGGCUGUAAAAAGCUCAUCUUUUCUGUAUCUAUGUUUCAGUGUUGCAUGUCAGAGGGAUGAUUCGUUUUUCCGUUUGAAUCGUCGGAGGUUACGUUGCGGAGCUGCUUUCGCUCUUCAGAAUAGUUUUCUGUCAUCAGCAUGGGUCGCUAUGAAUGUGUCGCAGUCAGAUGGUGUCUUUAUUUUUGUGUGUGAGAGGCUUCGGGCUCGUUUAGUCCUGAACUGGGAACAUAAUGCUGUCAGCUGUUUUCCAAGGAUUGUGAAACCACAUAUGUGUGACUUGAUCUUUCCUCUAUAAAGAAUUAAUAUAAAGAACACACUGAACUUUGCUGGUAGAUUCACACGGUGCAGUCUGGGUAAAAAACACCUGAAGGGGGCAUCUAUAAUUCAGUUUGAAGUAAAAGUUUUAAAGACA